This is a messenger RNA of Colletotrichum spaethianum, 1779 nucleotides long. Its product is annotated as crossover junction endonuclease MUS81. Gene Ontology annotation, molecular function: crossover junction DNA endonuclease activity; 3'-flap endonuclease activity; DNA binding. Gene Ontology annotation, cellular component: Holliday junction resolvase complex; nucleus. NCBI's taxonomy places the organism in Eukaryota, Fungi, Ascomycota, Sordariomycetes, Glomerellales, Glomerellaceae. The record is from RefSeq and is a predicted model, not a curated record. The transcript has a single exon. Gene Ontology annotation, biological process: resolution of meiotic recombination intermediates; double-strand break repair via break-induced replication; DNA catabolic process. Bases 1 to 1779 code for a protein of 592 amino acids.
AUGGCCGGCGACCAUGAGCAAUACGCCAACCCCCUGCUCCUUGACUGGGUCAAGGAGUGGCUUGACACGGCGAGGGAGCGGAACAUGAAGAGCGCCUCAACCUACCGAAACGCCUACGAAUCUCUCAAAGCAUGCCCCAUCACCUUCAAGCACCCGCGUCAGCUCACUCAGCUGAAGGGCUUUGGAGACAAGCUCUCCUCUCGGCUUACGGAUAAGCUGAAGGAGCACUGCGAAGCCAACGGCUUGCCUAUGCCUAAGAACCCACGCUUGUCCAAGGAAGACCGCGAAUCCCUUGGUGGAAAUGCUGACGAUGACGAACCCCCACCCCCGAAGAAGGCGCGUAAAGCGAGGCCCUAUGUUCCGACAUAUCGAUCUGGUCCUUACGCUCUCCUGCUGUCCCUCUCGACCUUGGACGAAGAUGCGCAACUGGGAAUGACCAAGGCCAACCUCAUUGAGCUAGCCCAGGAACACUGCGACUCAUCAUUCAGUGCGCCCAGUGACCCUACCAAGUUCUAUACGGCCUGGAACUCGAUGAAGACCCUCAUAGAGAAGGAUCUCGUCUGCGAGAAAGGCCGCCCACAGAGGCGUUAUUCGCUCACGGAUGAGGGAUGGGAGGUUGCCAGGCGCAUCAAAAAGACGACAGAGCCAAGUGACAGGACUGAUGAAGUCGUGGCAGGUCCCAGCACAGGUCUCAGCGCCCGUGCUGAGUCUGGGACGAGACCGGAUCCGGUCACAACAGCACUGGGUAGGGGCGCCUCAUUGUCGGUCGAGCCAGCUGAACAAGUAAAGUCCAAGUCAGUAUAUGAAGAUAUCGUCGCAAAUGGCCCAGUGGUCUCGGAUGGUGCCUCGUUGCCGACAUUUACUCCGAUCCGACUCGCGCCAGGAUCAUUCACGGUCCAUCUCGCAUUGGAUAUUCGAGAAGUCCGAGCAGUGAAAGACCGCGAUUACAUGCAAGACGAACUCACCAAAAAGGGUGUCAAGCCCCUUAUGCGGGCGCUGGAAAUCGGCGACGCGCAGUGGAUUGCCAAAUGCCACGACCCUACCGCCCUGUCCCGUCACGGUGCAGAAGGAGACGAGGUCGUCUUGGACUGGAUUGUGGAGCGCAAACGACUUGACGAUCUGGUCAGCAGUAUCAAGGAUGGUCGCUUCCACGAGCAAAAGUUCCGACUCCGGAAAUCCGGGGUCAAGCAUGUGGUGUACAUCGUCGAGGAGAUUGCCAUGGACUCGGGAUACUACUCCAAGAUCGAGGAGAUGAUCCAGUCGGCCACCGCUUCCACUCAGGUAGUUAAUGGCUACUUUCUAAAGAAGACGCAGAAAAUGGACGACACGAUUCGGUACCUCGCGCGCAUGACGUUUAUGCUCAAGAAGAUGUACGAGAGCAAAACUCUCCUAGUGAUCCCGACUCCGGCGUUGACGGCGCAGAACUACCUGCCGCUGCUGGAGCACCUGCGAGAAAAGGAACCCUCGACGGGCUACUACAUCACCUACCCGGCGUUUGCAUCGUUGGCGUCCAAGUCGGACAUGAUGACUUUACGAGAUAUUUAUCUGAAGAUGCUGAUGACAACGAGGGGCAUUACGGGAGAGAAGGCAUUGGAAAUCCAGAAGCGGUGGAAGACGCCGCACGAUUUCAUCAAGGCUUUUCAGGAGUGCGGCUCGGGCGAGCAGGGCCUCAAGAGGAAACGGGAGAUGGUUAUCAAUGGGUUGCCCAACCUCGUGGGCCGCAAGAAAAUUGCCAAGGCUGUCAGUCAGCGACUGGCCGAGGUCUGGGGCGAUGCUUGA